Messenger RNA from Ruditapes philippinarum (Manila clam), 865 nucleotides. RefSeq lists its product as uncharacterized. Bases 196 to 810 code for a protein of 204 amino acids. Gene Ontology annotation, molecular function: DNA binding. The record is from RefSeq and is a predicted model, not a curated record. NCBI's taxonomy places the organism in Eukaryota, Metazoa, Mollusca, Bivalvia, Venerida, Veneridae. The transcript has 6 exons.
UUAUUUUCUCAUGCAUAACCAUUAUGAUUUUCCUUGAAAUAUUCCAUCUUGAAAGUAACUGACUUGAGAUUUCAAAUAUUUCUUUUAUGGUCAUUAUUCAGCAGUUAAAAUUAUUUUAUUUAUUUUUUAACAGACUUGUUAUACAUCCAACCAUUGUCAGAAAAAAGGACGAGUGCUAGUAAAGUUGCUGUAGAUAUGGAAAAGUCAGACUUAUUACACACCCAACCAUUGUCAGAACUAGAGAAGAGCACAAGCGAAGUUGUAACAAAUCAGGAAAAAUCAGAUCUGGGGAUGUCUCAUGUGCCAGGAAAGAGAAAAGCAGGUGAUUCUACCAUGGACUUGGUCCAUGAAGAUCUUUCCAAGUCAGAAAUGAUGAACUUGACACCUUUGAAUAAAAACUUGAAGACAGCAUUUGAUGGAUCAGAAGAACUGAAAGAUGAUUUAAGAUCUCUGAGGAGGAAGAUACGGAAGUUGGAGGAAAGAGUAGCUACUUUGGAAAAAGGAAAGAACAGUGAUCCAGAUGAAGAAAAACUGAAACUGGUAGAACAUCUUGAAAAUGAUGUUCAAAAAACUUUCACAAUUCUUGUUAAAUCUACUUUCACAGAUGAUGAACUUAUUAACAGUUCUCGAACAGGCAAAAGAAGUAACAAGUGCAUAGGGGAUCCACGCCCUCCUCUAGACUCAAAAAGACUUGAAACAUUAGAGAGACUUGUGUGCUCGAAAACAAAACUUUCGAAAGAAAGUUUUAUUAAAAAACUUGAAAAUCUACAAAAAACAUUGCGCCAGAAAAUACAAAAACAAGUAGUUUAAGCAAGUUACAUAAGUGUGAUGACCAGUUAAAUGAUUAAAACAAGUUGAAUUCAAA